AUGUUUUUAAAGAGAAAUACGUUUCUGCUGGUAUUUCUGAUGUGUUCUCUGGCUUUGUGGUGCAAGUCAACCAGUGCUGGCUCCAGCUUUCUCAGCCCCUCCCAAAAACCACAGAACAGAGGGAAAUCUUCCAGAGUCGGCCGUCAUGUCAUGGAGGAACCCGGUCAACCCGCUGAGGACGACCACAUCACAAUAAGGGCCCCCUUUGAAAUUGGAAUCACCAUGAGUGGAGAGGACUUUGAGGAGUAUGGUGUGGCGCUGCAGCAGAUCAUCCAGCGUCUGCUCGGGGAAACAGAGACAGCAGAGAGACAAUCACAACUUUGA
Messenger RNA from Scomber japonicus (chub mackerel), 324 nucleotides. RefSeq names its product ghrelin/obestatin prepropeptide (gene ghrl). Gene Ontology annotation, molecular function: ghrelin receptor binding; growth hormone-releasing hormone activity. The record is from RefSeq and is a predicted model, not a curated record. Gene Ontology annotation, cellular component: extracellular region. Lineage: Eukaryota; Metazoa; Chordata; Actinopteri; Scombriformes; Scombridae. The coding region runs from base 1 to 324 and encodes 107 amino acids. Gene Ontology annotation, biological process: gastric acid secretion; negative regulation of inflammatory response; positive regulation of growth hormone secretion. The transcript has 4 exons.